Messenger RNA from Leguminivora glycinivorella, 1772 nucleotides. RefSeq names its product 4-coumarate--CoA ligase 1-like. The record is from RefSeq and is a predicted model, not a curated record. Gene Ontology annotation, molecular function: long-chain fatty acid-CoA ligase activity. Gene Ontology annotation, biological process: fatty-acyl-CoA biosynthetic process; long-chain fatty acid metabolic process. The transcript has 9 exons. Lineage: Eukaryota; Metazoa; Arthropoda; Insecta; Lepidoptera; Tortricidae. Bases 57 to 1622 code for a protein of 521 amino acids.
UUGAGUAAAUUAAAAAAAAAAACGUAUUUUAGCCAGUCAUCUACUAAUUAAUAAUUAUGAUUAUAUCCGGUGAUCAAAAUAUUGAAGUUCCAAACCAUGUACACUUUGGGAAAUACAUGUUAUCAAAUCUACGAAGAGCAAACGCCAACGAUAUAUGCCUGGAAAAUGGUUUAACUCGAGAGACACUGACAUAUAAAGAAGCCACACACUAUGCCGUUAGUCUGUCUGUGGGCCUCACCGAGUUGGGGGUUAAAUUAGGGGAUGUUGUUGCGAUUGGAUCCGAAUAUUUCUUGCAUUAUGUACCUACAGUCCUAGCUGUCACAUUUACUGGAGCAUCAUACACUGCCUACGAACUGAAUAUCGGAAGAGCUGUGCUGAAACACAAAGUGCAGUUAGUUAAACCGAAAUAUUUUAUUUGCUCUGUUCGAUUCUGGCAAAAGUUUAAAGAUUUUCUGAAGAGCUUUGACUGUAUAGAAACGUAUAUAGCUGUAUCCGAUAUCCCAGAACUGCCGUAUUCAUUGAAUUGUUUACUUAAAACGGACGCAGAUAUCGAAAGUUUUGAACCAAAGGAAGUCCAGGGUGAUAUAGACACAGUUCUAAUUUCGUACUCCUCGGGUACCACGGGAAUGCCAAAAGGAGUAGAAAUAACCCACAAGAGCUGUAUAAUUACCUGUUUGCCCGAUGCUUUCAGGGAAAAAUCAUCACUUCAAACAGCAUUUAUGUUGGUGCCUAGCGGUAAUAUUGCUACAUUCAUGACCUACAAAUUUCUGGCCAUUGGAAGAAAAGUUAUUUUUACAACUGAUUUUACGCAAGAGAAACUUCAAUCAAUUUUGAAAAACAAUAAGAUAGACGUUAUAUUUAGUAUACCAAUAAGUAUUCGCCAAUUAGCAUUGUCUGUGACCCCGGAAAAUGAUUAUUUUGAAUCUGUGGAAAUGAUCUACAGUCGGUCAUCACCCCUACGCGAACACACGAUCAAACAUUUACAAGAAAGGCUACCAAAUGUAAAAUUUAUUAUUCAAGCCAUGGGAACAACGGAGUGUGGAGAGCCGAUGUCGGAAAUUUGGGCUCCAAAGCCAAAACCAGGCAGCGUAGGUGUUGUAAGCCCCGGAACGCAAGUUAAAAUUGUAGAUAUAAACACGAGAGCAAUUUUGGGUCCCAAUCAACAAGGCGAGAUUUGUGUGAAAGGUCCCAUGAAUUUGAAAAGCUAUAUUGGAAUUGACCAUUUUGAUUACUUAGACGAAGAUGGUUACUACAAGACUGGCGACUUGGGAUACUUUGAUGAGGAUCACUACUUUUACAUCGUCGACAGACUCACUCAUAUAAUCAAUGUGGAUGGGUAUAAUGUUUCGCCUGUGGAAGUUGAAAAUGUUCUACUACAACAUCCCGAAGUCCAAGAUGCUGGGGUAGUAGGAAAACCGGGCCCAACAAACGUGUCCACUGAAUAUCCUAUGGCAUUCGUUGUCAAAAAACCAGGAAGUCAUAUCACAGAACAACAAUUGAUUGACUUCGUUGCAUCUGAGGUCUCGCCGUAUAUGCAACUGAAAGGAGGACUCCGAUUCAUAGAAGAGAUACCUAGAAACGAACGGGGGAAAAUUUUACGAAGACAACUCAAAGAAAUGUAACAUUAUCUGAUUUGUAACUGAUUAUACCUGACAUUGUUUAGUUUUUUUUAAUACUAAAAUAAUCCUGAUUUCUUAUAAAAAAUAUUUAUAGAUACCUUAUUCCAUGAAAAUUGACAUAUUUAUGUUUUAUUUUUCUUGUGAAAGGUAAAA